AUUAACUAGUUCUUCCCUAAACAUUCAUUAACGAACUACCUCCGCCUCUCAUUCCUCUAUCACAACUCUCCUUUCUUUCUCCAAUAAGAGAACACCCAAACACAAACCUCUUCAUCCUCUGUGAAUGCUCGCCUCUUGGUCGUAGUGGUCAACGUUUGCAGUUCGUGCCGUCUCUCUUCUUCGACUGGUUCGAGCCAGUGCCACUCAGUCGGUUUCGUCGGAACCAAGGCAAAGAAAUUAUAGUUAUCCCUUGAUCGAUGCAGAGUUAGUAGAAAAUGGGAUUUCUUCUUCCACUCUCUGCCAUCGCAGCCUCUGCUCUUCUCGUUCUUUGCUCCGUUUUCUUGCCAUGCCACUCGCAAGUUUUGUCGCUCGAUGAAGUCGAUGCUCUGAACACAAUAUCCACGAAGCUAAAUAAUACAUACUGGCCAAAGUUGUCCCAGACAUCGUGCAGUCGAAGCGGAGGUUUUAACAAUGUCAUAUACGCCUCCAACGUUCUUAACAAUGUCACUUGUAACUGCUCGUACAGUAAUGGUUCUGUCUGCCAUGUCACCAACAUUCAGCUUAAGGGUCUGAACUUGACCGGAAUCGUACCUGAAGAAGUGGGGAAACUUCCUUAUUUGCAAGAACUUGAUCUUACCCUUAACUACCUUAAUGGAACAAUUCCUAUCAACCUUACUCAGAUUCCGCUCGUCACAUUUUCUCUCCUUGGGAAUCGGAUCAGUGGAACAAUCCCGACGGAAAUUGGCAACAUUGUCACUCUCGAGGAACUUAUCUUGGAAGAUAAUAUGCUUGGAGGAGCUCUGGAUCCGAACCUCGGAAAUUUGAGCCAAUUGAGGAGACUCCUCCUCUCAGCAAACAACUUUUCUGGAACAAUACCCGAAUCAUUUGGCAAUCUGAAGAAUCUGACCGACUUUCGGAUAGAUGGGAGUUCUCUAUUGGGAAAAAUACCGGAAUUUAUUGGGAACUGGAUGAAACUUAUUAGACUUGACUCGCAAGGCACGGGAAUGCAGGGCCCUAUUCCUUCUUCCAUAUCUCUGUUAACAAACUUGAAGGAGUUGAGGAUUUCUGAUUUGGGUGGCUCGAGCUCACCUUUCCCCAAUUUGCAGAACAUGACCAACAUAGAAUACUUGGUUCUGAGAAACUGCUUAAUUACUGGUCCAAUCCCAAGUUACAUUGGCGAAGUAGGAGCAGCAAAUUUAAUACUUCUGGAUCUCAGUUUCAACAGAUUGACUGGUCCAGUACCGCCUUCAUUUGACAAUUUGGAUCGUCUAGAAGUCUUGCAUUUGACGAACAACUCACUGAGCGGAGAAGUGAAUUGGGUACUUAAUUGGGCACUUAACAACAAAAAGGACUUGGAUCUAUCCUAUAACAAUUUAACUGGCUCUUCUACAUCGACUUGCCAGCAGUCAAAUGUGAACUUGGUUUCAAGUUUCGCAUCCACAGGAAGCAACUCAAACGCUUGGUGCUUGAAGAAGAGCCUUCCAUGCUCUGGAAAACCCCAAUACCACUCCUUAUUUAUCAAUUGCGGGGGCCAGAAAUUGAAGGUCGAGGGGAAUGAGUAUGUGGAAGAUACAAGCAGAGGGGCGGCAUCUAGCUUCAUCGCUUUCGAUGAGAAGUGGGCCUACAGUAGCACCGGAUCUUACACUGGAACUAAUAACUUACCCUCCACUGUGAACAACCCAUUCUCUCUAAAUGUAACGGACUCGGAGUUGUACAAGACUGCCCGAGUCGUCCCAAAUUCUCUCAAAUACUAUGGCCUAUGUAUGAUGCCUGGGAGUUACAAAGUACGGCUUCAUUUUGCUGAAAUACAGUAUUCGGAUGACAAGACCUUUAGCAGCCUUGGGAGGCGAUAUUUCGAUAUAUCUAUUCAGGGCAAUGAAGUGUUAAAGAACUUCAACAUUAUCGAAGCAGCUGGAGGUGUCGGGAUCGGAAUAUAUCGAGAUUUCGAUAACGUCACAAUUACUGGUACCACUCUGGAGAUUCACUUGUACUGGGCGGGAAAAGGAACAACAGCUAUUCCAGAUAGAGGUGUUUAUGGACCUCUGAUAUCUGCUAUCACAGUGACUCCGAACUUCAAAGUCGGAGGAGGUGGACUAUCAACUGGUGCAAUUGUAGGAAUCGUGAUAUCCUCGGUCGCUUUCGUCUUACUCACAUUGUUAGUGUUACGAUUGGCAGGUCUUUUAGGUAGAAAAGAAGCCGAAGAUCCAGAGCUACGUGAUGCAGACCUACCAACAGGUCGGUUCACUCUAAGACAAAUAAAAGCUGCCACAGAAAACUUUGAUGCUGAGAAUAAGAUUGGAGAAGGAGGAUUCGGGCCAGUCUACAAGGGUAAGCUAUCGGAUGGAACUGUCAUAGCAGUGAAGCAACUCUCUUCCAAAUCGAAGCAAGGCAACCGAGAAUUUCUCAAUGAGAUCGGGAUGAUUUCCGCUCUGCAUCACCCAAAUCUCGUGAAGCUUUAUGGAUGUUGCAUAGAAGGAAACCAAUUGUUGCUUGUCUAUGAGUAUUUGGAAAACAAUAGUCUUGCCCGCGCGCUUUUCGGACGCGAGGAGCAAAGGCUUAAUUUGGAUUGGGCAACGAGGAAGAAAAUAUGUAUUGGAAUUGCAAGGGGAUUGGCUUAUCUUCACGAGGAGUCUCGGCUGAAAAUCGUUCACCGAGACAUAAAAGCAACCAAUGUGCUGCUUGACAAGGACUUAAAUGCGAAGAUUUCCGACUUUGGUUUAGCAAAACUUGACGAAGAGGAGAACACACAUAUCAGCACCAGAAUAGCUGGAACAAUAGGUUACAUGGCUCCUGAAUACGCGAUGAGAGGUUACUUGACCGACAAGGCAGAUGUCUAUAGCUUUGGUGUAGUUGCUUUGGAGAUUGUCAGUGGAAAGAGCAACACAAACUACCGCCCAAAGGAGGAAUUUGUGUAUCUCCUUGACUGGGCCUAUGUCCUGCAAGAGCAAGGAAACCUUCUUGAGCUUGUGGAUCCGAGCCUUGGCUCAAACUACUCUGAGGAGGAAGCGAUGAGAAUGCUCAACCUCGCACUUCUGUGCACAAACCCUUCUCCGACUCUCCGACCCCCGAUGUCAUCUGUUGUGAGCAUGCUUGAGGGCAAGAUUGCAAUCCAAGCCCCUCUAGUCAAGAGAAACACGAUGAAUCCUGACCCUCAAUUCCGAGCCUUCGAGAGGCUCUCGCACGACAGUCAGACGGACGCUUCUUUGUUCUCCCAGGACAGCCAACAGGUUCCAGGAAGCAGGUCUAUGGAAGGUCCCCGGGUCAGUUCGUCAGUUUCUUUGCCAAGUACUAGGAACGAGACUCGAGAUCAUUCUACAGAGACCAAACUUCUCCGCAGUCCUUAGGAUUCUGAGUCAAAUCUUUCAUGGGCAUAUGUUGCAGAUUAUUUCCAUCGAACAUAUUAUAUGUAUAGGAAUUAAAAGGCAAAGUAGAAUUAUGCGAGAUAGGAUUCCAAUAUUGAAACUGUAAUUCUAAGUUAAGUGAGAAGUCGGUUCAGAGUCCGUCUGAUCAUACUACUACUUUAAACUCAAAUGAUAAGAUGAUCCUUGUUUUGUGUUA
Punica granatum (pomegranate) is the source of this 3558-nucleotide messenger RNA. The record is from RefSeq and is a predicted model, not a curated record. NCBI's taxonomy places the organism in Eukaryota, Viridiplantae, Streptophyta, Magnoliopsida, Myrtales, Lythraceae.